AUUCAUUUACUGACUGAUUUGUUGAUUGUAACCUCUCUGUGUGUCCUGCUCUCUGUCUCUACUGUCUCUGAGUGUUGCAGUGGACUUUACUCAGAUGUUCUGUCCAGAUGUGCUCGGGGUUCCGGUACUGUGAGCUGGACUCUUCCUCUCGGAGCCCCGUGACUUCCUGUAACUGACUCAGAGUCAGUAAAGAAAGUGAAAGUAUGAGAGUGAAACUGGGACGAGUUGUUUGUGAGACAGAAACAGAGACACGUCUCAGAGCUGACGGCUCAGCAAGCUGCCUCACGUUUAGAAGAAGAAGAAGCAGAAGAAGAAGAAGAAGAAGAAGAAGAAGAAGAAGAAGCAGCAGCAGCUGUAGUCGGGCCCGGCUCUCCUCCUCCUCCUGCUCCUCUCAGCACCAUGCCUGACUCCCAGCUGUGCCUUGAGGCCCUGUCGGUUCUGUGCGGCUGUAACAUGGAGGUGACCCGCGGCGCGUCGCUGUUCACCCCGCAGGACUUAGUCAACAUCGUCACCCUCAAGGAGUUCUACAAGCAGGAGGGCUUCAAGGAGCUGGAGUACCCGAGCAUCGGGACCCUGUCCCUGCAGGACCCGGAGGACCAGGACCUGUACAGCGCCCCGCUGACGCUCACAGAGGGACCCGGACCGGAACCGAGCCUCGGGACCACCGUGAAGAUCAACCUGCAGGACUUCUUCCACCCUCAGUACGACUACGACUUCACCAACAUCAAGGACGGCAACACCAAGUACCUGCGUGGUAACGAGCCGUACAUCCGCCCCUGCGGGUGGAACCGGGUCGCCCUGCAGGUCACCAAGAAGUAUGAUGACAGCGACGUCUGGCUGGGGACGGGGAAGGACGCCUGGCCCGUCUCCUACAACGGAUACAACAUGGACGGCUCCCUGGGCAUCAUCCUGGCCCAUAAAGGGGGCCCGUCCGAUGAGCCCAGCUUCCUGGAUGCUGCCGCCGCCUCCCUGGUCCAGGGCCGCGAGAGGGGCCGAGGAGUGUACUCCACGCCGGACAUCAAGAUGGCGGAGACGUACUGCAAGAAGUUCAAGUCCAAGGUGGACGGGAAGACGUACAAAGUGGUUCUCCAGAACCGCAUCAACCCGAAGAAGAGGGAGAAGUGCCAGAGAGACAACGUCUGGGUGGUCUACAUCCCCGAGGGCCACAACGACAUCCAGACCCGGGCCAUCGUGCAGGAGUCCAUCCGACCGUACGGGCUGCUGCUGAUGCAGGCGUGAGGAGGCGUCCGGUCCUCCGAUCGUCAGAGGAUCCAUCGGUUUAUUGAUCAUCAACAACAGACCUCACCACCGGGAUCAGACGGUGAACUGUCUCUUCACUUCCUGCUUCACUUACCCACAGAACCAGACAUCUUCUGCCGACCCGAAACCUUCAGCUGCCUUAUUUUAACUUCUGUAGCGAUCAGACUGGUGAACUGAUAAAACUGCCAUCUCAUGGGACAUGACGUGUCUUCUGUCUCUCUUGUAGAGAUGCUGAGUUCUUCCAGAGUUGAGCUGAUUUGAAUUGUUACUUUGCUUUUAAUCUUUAUUGUUGCACAAAAUGUUGAAAUAACGAGUUUCCGCAAGUGUUUUUAUCAUCGGAGUGGAGGUGGACAGAUCUGGAGUCAGGGAAUAAUGAGAUGUGACCUGAUUUGAUUGUUGAUUAUUUUUUUCUUUUGUCUCAUGAACACACAGCCGAUGUGAUCGCGUCAUGUGGAGAAUAUGUUGUAAUGUGAAAGCUGUUCUUCCUGUUUGUACGUUAUUAAACAUGUGACAGAUCCAGGA
Acanthopagrus latus (yellowfin seabream) is the source of this 1782-nucleotide messenger RNA. RefSeq lists its product as uncharacterized. The record is from RefSeq and is a predicted model, not a curated record. Lineage: Eukaryota; Metazoa; Chordata; Actinopteri; Spariformes; Sparidae. The transcript has 2 exons. The coding region runs from base 400 to 1239 and encodes 279 amino acids.